Notolabrus celidotus (New Zealand spotty) is the source of this 4923-nucleotide messenger RNA. It is a transcript of the gene fam135b, whose product is annotated as family with sequence similarity 135 member B. Lineage: Eukaryota; Metazoa; Chordata; Actinopteri; Labriformes; Labridae. The record is from RefSeq and is a predicted model, not a curated record. The transcript has 20 exons. Bases 120 to 4304 code for a protein of 1394 amino acids.
GCAGCAGCAGCCGGAGAAGCGCUGGUAUAAACAUUGCGAUUUACUGAGAGUAGCCAGGACCAGAACCCUCUGCGGAUAUUAUUCUCCAUCACUGCUAAGGUGAUGAGUGGGAUUAUAUCAUGUCUGAAGUACAGGGAACACUGGAGUUUUCUGUAGAGUUGCACAAGUUUCACAAUGUGGAUCUCUUUCAAAGAGGGUUCUAUCAGGUCCGAGUAGGCUUGAAGGUCUCACCUCGAGUGCCCCACAGGUUGAUAGCAACAACACAAGAUAAUGCAGGAGAAUGCAGCUUCAGCUCGGCGGGGGUAUACGACGGCACCGUGUUCAGCCGGAUAUUUCAGAUCCUUUACAGGAACGAGGAGAUUGCGGUUAAUGACUGCAUGAUCUUCAAAGUCCACCUGCUUCUGGACGGAGAAAGGGUGGAGGAAGCGCUGAGUGAGGUGGACUUCCAAUUGAAGCUGGAUCUUCAUUUCACAGACAAUGAGCAACAGCUGGCAGACAUAGUGACUGUUCCGCUGAUCAGUAGUCGGACCCUCAGCCUCCAUUUCCACCCGAGGAGAGGCCUGCACCACCACGUCCCAGUCAUGUUCGACUACUUCCACCUGUCCGUCAUCUCUGUCUCCACACAUGCUUCACUGGUUGCCUUACAUCAGCCGCUAAUCAGCUUUGCACGUACAGGGAAGGGCUCUUGGCUGGGGAAAGGCUCGCCAGACAGUACAGGCGACCCAUCUGCCAUGACUGUAGAGAACCUUGUGUUUGGCGCUGGCUACUGCAAGCCUGUCAUCUCUGAGGGGAGCUUUUAUGUGCCCAGUGAAAACUGCCUGCAGAGAGCUCACACGUGGCACCGAAGACUCUGUCGCCUCCUGCUGGUGGCUUACAGAGGCCUGCACACCUACUAUGAUGCACUGAUGAAGGAGAUCCCACAGCUCCAGCAGAAGCCACUGGACUCAGAGGUGCUGCCUGUAGAAGAAACUCUAAACACACUCACCAUAGAGUUACAGCUGCAGGACAGCCAUGAAAAAGUGGGAGAGCAGAUCAGCAGGGAUGUGAGCCAGCUCUGCUCCCAGCUGACUGCUCUGUGGAGCCGCUUCCUGGCGGCCGCUGUGUUCAACCCCCACAUCCUCUCCUACCUGGCCCAGGAGCACCACACGCUCAGGGUCAGGAGGUUCUCAGAGGCCUACUUCUUCUCGGAGCACCCCAAAGAGAUCUCUCUGACUUUCCAAGAGGAGCUAAUCAACAGACAUGGCCAGAUAGCUGCAGAAGUGCGGAGCUCAGACUACCUGACCAAGAUGCCUCCUUUACCUGUCGAGUGCCUGGACAUCGAUGGAGACUGGAACAGCCUACCCAUCAUCUUUGAGGACAGAUAUGUAGAGUCUCCUCAAACAGAGAGGGUAUCACAUGUGCCAACAGCUGACAGGCAGAAAAACCCAGACCGUGCCAUCUCUUCUGCCGAGGUGAUUUUUGAAAGCCGCCAGGGAGCCAGAUCACCAGCAAUACCUGAGGAUCCCUUGGACAGCGAUGACUGCAUGGAUCUCCCCACCUAUGUCUCACUCAUAGGGGAGCAGAGUAAGAUCCGUACCAACAGCACUAAGCAGCGCUCUGUUCCUGACGUGGAUAGUGCUGAACUUUCUCUAGCAGAGGCAGAAAACUUGAAGAAACCAGGAGAAAAACAAGGCCAGCUCCAGGAGAGCUGUAAUCCAGGCCGGAGGUACGCUGAAGUUAAGCCUUCUGAUGUAGAUCCUUCUAGAGGGGAAGAAGAGCUGGUUCACUCCUCAACCCAUAAUCCUCUGGAUGACUGUAGUAACACCAGCGAUGAGCAUCUUACUCAUGGUGUGACAGACAGCGCUGCUCGACUCUGCGAUGCCACGAACAACAGCGAUGUAAGGGACGGUGAAAACACCGAAGAGGAGUCAGAUAUCGCCAUGCCACUAAACCGCUCCAUGGAUGACGACACUGAGGAUGUCCCUCUCAUCGGCCUACCCACUGCCUAUGCACAUCCAGCUGUACUUCCCUUUCCUGGGGAUCUCAGGAAAGAGAUGCCUCACCGUGGAGGUCUCGCCGGCUCCAAGAUCAUGAAACGCUCUUCAUCAGUUAUUUCCGACUCAGGUAUUGAGAGUGAGCCCAGCUCAGUGGCGUGGCCCCUGGAGGUGGCGCUACGAGGUCGACCUCCCCUUGACUUCUCCAGUGAGCGAGAGAUCCCAAAGCAAAUCGUGUGUCGCCACCCAGUCCACCGCAGCUCUCUGGAAGGCCUGAGGCUGGAGAGCAAUGGCAGCAUUCCAAGCGGAGGUAUACAGGCCUCACUCACCUCCAUCAGCUCCCUACCCUACGAGGAGGACCAGCAGCAGAGGCAGCUCAGCAAACUCACCAAGUCGGUCUCUGCCCCGCAGAUCAGCAGCCCCGAAGACACCGAGGGGGACCAUGUGCUGCUCAACCAGGAAACAGAUACCAACAGCUUAGUGGAAGAGCAGGAUUCAUUCAAAACCACACGCUCCUCUUUGAAUGGCAACCUGGACUCAGAGCAAUCACACCUUCUAGACCCGAGUUCAACAACACACCUUCAGCAUACACUUAAGGAGAAUAUUAGCUCUGAGAUGUCAGACUCUCAGUACCUGUCAGAGACACACACAACCAAGUCGGUGUUAAGUGGCAUGUCUGAAGUCUUGCUUUUACAAGAGUCUGCUGAAAGCCCUUAUGUGAAGGAAAGCAAUGUUAUUGGCAGCCAGGGGGAGAAAAUGAAGCAUCAAACACACAUCAGUGGAGCAGGCGCCUCAGUGGAGGAUGUGCAUUUUGUUGAAACAGAAGCAGCUCCCUGCAGCUGUGAAAACACACCAUGUGUGCAUAAAAGUGCAGCAGAUCAGGAGAGAAUUAACACUGGAGAUGAGUGCCAAAGUUUCCAUAGGACCACUUUGCUUAAGGACCAGGAGUGUCUUUAUCCCUCCACAGAGUCUCCAGGGCUCCAACAUGCCCCAUCAGACUCCUUCAACAGAACCACUACCACCACACAAAGGCCGAGUGACCUCUCAGGGCUGAAAGCCAAUGACGUAUCAUCAUCUGCUGAUCACAACGGGACAUCAACCAGUGAAAAAGAGCCUCUGGACUGUCAGACUAAGCCCUCGAAGAUCCCCAACUCAGGGCUGGCCUUCGUGAAUAAGAAGAUGGUGGAGGUGGUGAACAUGUCGGUGUCCUGUGCCCCGACAUGUCUGCCAUUUUCUUCCGUUCUAAGAGACUCUCCAUCCAUCAGUGGGAUGUCCACCCGCCAGACUACCUCACCUAUUACCCAUCAGCCCCUGGGCUCCUUCGGUAUCAUCUCCUCCUCGUCACUCAGUCCGCUGAACAUGGAUGAUGAGACCAAUGAGCGGAUGCUAAAUUUCUACAAAGCCAAAGAGGAGCUGUUCAGGGAGCUGAGCUUUCAGGCCAGCUUGUACAGCGACCUUCCUCUCCUGGCGUCGGACCUGCCCUACUUUCCCCCCGAGGAGGACGACGAGGAGUUUGAUGAUGGCAUACACCUUGUGGUUUGCGUCCACGGGCUUGAUGGAAACAGCGCGGACCUACGGCUGGUGAAAACAUUCAUCGAGCUCGGACUGCCUGGCUCCAGGCUGGACUUCCUCAUGUCUGAGAGGAACCAGAUUGACACGUUUGCAGAUUUCGACACCAUGACGGACAGGUUGUUGGAUGAGAUCAUUCAGCAUAUCCAGCUGUACAAUCUCACCAUUGGCAGGAUAAGCUUCAUCGGCCACUCUCUGGGGAACAUCAUCAUCCGCUCUGUGCUGACGAGGCCUCGCUUCCGCUGCUAUUUGCCCAAACUGCACACUUUCCUCUCGCUGUCAGGCCCACACUUGGGAACGCUGUACAACAACAGCACACUGGUCAGCACAGGUCUUUGGUUAAUGCAGAAGCUGAAGAAAUCCGGAUCCUUACUGCAGCUCACCUUCAGAGAUCACGUCGAUCCACGGAAAACAUUCCUCUAUCUCCUGAGCCAGAAACCAGGGCUCCAGUUCUUCAAGAACGUGGUGUUGGUGGCGUCUCCACAGGACCGUUAUGUUCCUUUCCACUCUGCCAGAAUUGAGAUGUGCAAAACUGCUCUUAAAGACAGGACCACAGGCCCAGUAUACACUGAGAUGAUAAACAACCUCCUGCAGCCGCUCGUGGAGGCUAAAGAGUGCCGGCUGAUCCGCCAGAAUGUUUUCCACGCUUUACCCAACACGGCCAACACCCUGAUCGGACGUGCUGCCCACAUCGCAGUCUUGGAUUCGGAGCUCUUCCUCGAGAAGUUCUUCUUGGUGGCGGGGCUGAACUACUUCAAAUAAGGUGCUAUGACUGCAGGCUAAAGGACUGGACCUGGUACUGAGGAUAAGGUCUUCACCCUCGCUUUGUACAGAAUAUUUAUUGUAUAGAACCCCUGGUACCCACGAGGCAGGACCUGUAUAUCCAUUCGUUAGGAUUGUUAGCAGCUGUUAUUUAAAGAUCAGUGUUUGGUGACUGUUUGAAAUGCUCACUCAGAAGUCUGAGUUUGACGUGUAGCCAUGCAAAACAAAACAUCUGACAUCCAUCACAGAAUUGAUCGUGGAUGUUUUUUGGCCUUAUGAAUAACCUCUCAACCAGAACACUAACAGAUGCUUAUUGUGAGCGAAAGCAUUUAACUUCUUUCCCUUUAGAGCUGGUUUAGGGCCCGGUGGAUUCUCCUUCAAGGGCCACUCAAUGAUCGUCCUUAGAGGCAAGGCAAUAGAUGCUCAGCAUUUAUCCCCUCGAUUGUACAUGAAGUCGUUUUGUUGUACGAAUCAUAGAUGUUCCUUUAUACAGAAAUGAAUUGUUUGAGAUAUUUAUUUUUUAUCUGCUUGUGCGUCGACAGUGUUAUUCCACCUCAAUGUGAUCAUCAUGUGAUGUUAUCAUGAAGUGUUUAUAUGGAAUAAAACCGAGGCAGAGUCA